Molecule: messenger RNA, 1157 nt
Organism: Punica granatum (pomegranate)
Lineage: Eukaryota; Viridiplantae; Streptophyta; Magnoliopsida; Myrtales; Lythraceae
Source: RefSeq, a predicted model, not a curated record
CUGCAUCACAUAGCCAUAGGAAGUGGAAGAGCUUUUCAAAGGCAAUUGAGGCUUGCAGGCUAUUAAGAAUUACACAUAAAAAUUAAACGACUAAUCGAGAAAAGCGUAAGCUCAGCAGAAACAUGUCGAUUUAUAAGAUCGCUAUCGGAACUCCCGCGGAGGCAAGCCAUCCGGGCGCGCUCAGAGCAGCACUCGCGGAGUUCUUUUCUAUGUUGAUUUUCGUUUUUGCCGGGCAAGGAUCCGGCAUGGCUUUCAGUAAACUCGCCGACAGCGGAUCCGCUGCGUCGUCUGGUUUGAUCAUUGCGGCAUUAUCUCAUGCCUUUGCACUGUUCGUGGCGGUCUCGGUUGGAGCAAACAUUUCAGGGGGGCAUGUAAAUCCUGCCGUCACGUUCGGCGCCUUUCUCGGCGGAAACAUCACUCUAUCUCGCAGCAUCCUGUACUGGUUCGCGCAGUUGCUGGGAUCCACUGUAGCUUGCAUGCUGCUUAAAUACGCGACCGGACUCGAAACACCAGCAUUCGCCUUCUCAUCAGGUGUAUCAUCCUCGAAUGCACUCAUCUUCGAGAUCGUGAUGACCUUCGGUCUAGUCUACACGGUCUAUGCCACGGCAGUGGAUCCGAAGAAAGGGAACGUGGGGGUUGUCGCGCCAAUCGCGAUCGGUCUCAUUGUGGGGGCCAACAUCUUAGUUGGGGGCGCUUUUGAUGGUGCAUCCAUGAACCCUGCAGUCUCCUUCGGCCCGGCUGUCGUCAGCUGGUCGUGGACUCACCACUGGGUUUACUGGGUUGGGCCCAUGAUCGGCGCCGCGAUCGCAGCUCUGGUCUACGAUAAUCUCUUCAUCGAUGAAACCCUCGAGCCACUGGCUGCACAUGACUUCUAGGGAGUGAAGUCAGGGACAUAGUAGUAUGCCUGUUUGCCAAAAUUUGAAGAAAAUAAAUAGCUGAGUUUAGUCAUAUGCAAAUUGUGGUUUUGGUUUAUAGGGAAGGACUAUGGUCCCAAGGACUAAAAUAUAUCUUGUGCUUUUUUCUUUGUGGUUUUUAUUUAUUAAUGUAUUGCUUUUUGGAAGGAUGGGGGCUAAUUUUGUUUUCCUUAAAUGCUUUAGGAAAAAAGGGAUAAAUAGGAUUUCAAUUUUAUUUGAAAAGUGCAUUAUAUAGUUGGGUUA